AUGUCUUCGGAUGAUGAUCUGUUCCGCAGUUAUUCUCCUAAGAAGACUGAUGUAUUUAACAGUACAGGUGAUUUGUUUUCUGAGUCUUACAUUGAACCAAUCCGAGUAAAAGGAAAACGGAAAGAGAAACAACAAGAUAUAGUCCCUGGUGUUAGUGGAUUUAUUCCAGACUUUUCAUCUUAUGAAAGGCAUAAUUUAAUUGUUGAAUCGGAUGUUAGUCAUCCUACUGUUAGUCUUACAGAUCAAAUGCCAAAACAUAAUCAAGAAAAUAUUACUCAAUCUGAUCACAUUCCAGAUUCUGUUGUUGUUGAGCCUAAGGAUCACAUGAUAGGUGGAUGUCCACCUGUUGCAUUCUGUAGUACCCCUGGUCCCAUGAACGGUUUUGCAUCAAGUUCGCUUAAAGUUGAUGGUACAGUAGCACCAAAAACAGUAUCAGGUGAUCUAUUAAACGCCCUCCAAGUGACACCGAUUCAUCCGGUUUUUACGAAUGAGAAUAAAUCGCCAGCCUGUGAAAUGGAGAAGACUUUAUCACACUUGGAUUAUCAUCUGAAGGACACACCAUUACAACACAAUAGUAAUAAUAAUGAUAACCAUAAUAAUGCAACACAUUACUCACUUUCAUUACCUAACCGUGAAGUGGUUGUUCGACUCACUGCACUCGAUUUCUCCAAUCUCCCUCCUCAGCUGUCACAGCAUAGUCCUUCAGAUGAACACAGACAAAACUGUCAACAACAAGAAUGUCAAUUUCAAUCCCCAGGAUUGAGUAGAUCUAUUGGGGCUGGGAAAAAGUCGAGUACAUACACAAAACGAUUAACUCGACACUUUCGUCAUGAAAAUAUGAUAUUAAAUCGUUCAUACAUGGAAUUAUUUGGAGCCGGGGAUGCCAAAGGAGCCUUGCUAAAGAUUUGUGGACAAACUGAUUACAAAACAUUUACUCAGCUUUUUGUUCCUGCUCGACGGAAAAGUUUGAAAAAAAUCGGUGAAGGAUGUUUUGGUGAAGUAUUUCGAUGUCCGGCUGAAGAUUGUCGAUCAAAGCAUGUUGUCAUGAAGUUUAUCCCAAUAGAAGGAGAUGUCAAAUUUAAUGGUGAACCACAGAAGAGUUUUGAUGAAGUUCUUUCUGAAGUAAUUGUAUCUAAAGAAUUAACAGCCCUUGGUAUGGGUUUCUCAAAUUGUACUUCUGGUUUUGUAGAGUUGAUAAGAGUUCACCUUCUCCGAGGGGCAUUCCCUUUAUAUUUGAGGAAAUCGUGGGAGGAGUACGAUAGAGUGAAAGGUUCUGAAAAUGAUCAUCCAAAAAUCUUUCCCAAAGACCAGUUAUGGGUGGUUUUAGAGUCGGCAUUUUGUGGUGUACCGCUUGAGAAUAAUAUUCCUCCUUGUCCUUGUGCGAGAGUUUCUCUUCUCCUGCAGGUUGGGUUCUCCCUAGCAGUAGCAGAAGAAGAAUUAAAGUUCGAGCAUAGGGACUUGCAUUGGGGGAAUAUCUUGAUCAGUGAAGGUUAUGUGCCGCCUGCAAAUAAGUCAGCGAUGCCUUGUUUAUCGUCAACGUCAUUAUCUUCUUCUUCAUCCUCGUCCUUUUCCCGCUCCCUCUCCUCACUGUCGUCUACCUCUUUAAAAGAUUGUUGUUGUAAGUAUUGUUCUCAUUUGGAGAAUAUAGAUGAAGCGGAUGACGAAUCCGAUAAAGAAAAUAAAAAAGACGUCGACGACAGAGAGUUAGACCAUAAUAAUAGAAGAUAUGUGCAGUUUCGUCUGAAUAAUCAAGUGAUCAAUGUUCCAAGAUGCGGUUCCACAGCAUACCUCAUAGACUUUACUAUGUCUCGUUUAGAACAAGAUGGUGGUUUAGUCUAUGUUGAUUUAAGUAGUGACCCUACUUUGUUUCAAUCCCGAGGUGAUUAUCAAUUCGAUAUAUAUCGUCAUAUGAAAUCACAUAAUCGAAAUAAUUGGAAGAAAUUUUCACCGAAAACCAAUGUUAUGUGGUUCCACUACUUGACAACAAAACUAUGCUGUGAUCCGCCCGAACUACUAGCCUCAUCAUCUGCUGCAUCCACCUGCAUCAAACUUCAUGCCAUUUGUUGUAAACAGCUAAAAGACUUAGAGUUGAGCACGCGGAAAUUCAAAUACAAAUCCGCAUUCGACUUGGUGACAACACACAAAUUGUUUAAAAAUUGUCGGAACUUUUUCAGUGAUAAGUAA
Messenger RNA from Trichobilharzia regenti, 2184 nucleotides. The record is from the annotation of a GenBank genome assembly. Lineage: Eukaryota; Metazoa; Platyhelminthes; Trematoda; Strigeidida; Schistosomatidae.